Molecule: messenger RNA, 5650 nt
Organism: Varanus komodoensis (Komodo dragon)
Lineage: Eukaryota; Metazoa; Chordata; Lepidosauria; Squamata; Varanidae
Gene: CPXM2
Product: carboxypeptidase X, M14 family member 2
Exons: 14
Coding region: 384-2696 (770 amino acids)
Biological process (GO): proteolysis
Molecular function (GO): metallocarboxypeptidase activity; zinc ion binding
Source: RefSeq, a predicted model, not a curated record
CAAGAGCCUGAUUAAAGUUUUACCAGCAUGUGGGAUGGAGAAAAAGAAGCAAAGGUCUUCUGUAAAGGCUUCAGAUGGAGGUGACCUGCCAAGUGCCAGCUCUCACUUCUCUGAUAUGUCUGCACAUGUGUCUGGCUGGUAAGCCUUGAUGGUCACAUGGACCUCAGGCAGAAACUUCCCUCCCUGCUUCCAGUCUCACUCUUACUUCAUUACUUGCAAGUUUUGCAAAUUAGUCCAAAGCAGAAGCACUUUUGUCAGACUCUGCUGUUGAUCCUGGGCUUCGUUAACUGCCAAGAUCUGUUUUUCCUCUCCACUGAACCUCGACUGGCUAUUCACAGAGGAACUUUUUACUGCAAGAAAAUAAAAAUAAUACAAAAAAUAAAAUGACUCUCCUCUUCAGGAAAAAAUCUUUUGCGCAGUUAUUUCUUGUGCUCUGUGUUUUUGAUCCUGUGCUGUUUGGGAAUGUAAUUUGGGGUAUACCCAUGGAAGAUCAGGAUUACUAUCUGCAGGAAAUCAUCAACAGGAAUCAUUAUUAUUCUUUCCCAGAUUCAGAGGAGGAAUUUUCACCUUUCACAGAACGGCCAAAAAAAGAAGAAAUGGAGCCCCCUGCAGAGAAACAAGACUCUCCAAAAUUCAGACCAGGCAAGAAAGAGUUAAAAUUGAAGAAAGUCAACAAAAAAGACAGAUCGCCUUUGGAAACCUCACCAGCUAAAAAUGGCAACAAGAAAGGUGAGAAAAACAAGAAGAGCAAUGAAAGAACACCAGAUGGCAACUAUGAAAGGCGAAGCACUCAUGAAGUCAUUCGAGAAAGUUGCCCUCCCCUGGGUCUUGAGACUUUAAAAAUAACUGACUUUCAGCUGCAAGCAUCGACAAUAAAACGAUACGGUCUUGGGGCCCACAGAGCACGACUAAACAUUCAGGCAGGUAUUAAUGAAAAUGAUUUUUAUGAUGGUGCUUGGUGUGCAGGACGGAAUGAUCCAUACCAAUGGAUUGAAGUAGAUGCUCGGAGGCUCACAAAGUUCACAGGAAUUAUCACACAGGGAAGGAAUUCUCUCUGGCUGAGUGACUGGGUAACAUCUUACAAAGUUAUGGUGAGCAAUGACAGUCACACAUGGAUCACUGUCAGAAAUGGUUCUGGAGACAUGAUUUUUGAAGGCAACAGUGAAAAGGAGAUUCCAGUCCUCAAUGAGCUGCCAGUACCACUGGUUGCACGUUACAUUCGGAUAAACCCUCGAACAUGGUAUGAGGAAGGGAACAUAUGCAUGAGACUAGAAAUCCUAGGCUGUCCUCUCCCAGAUCCAAAUAAUUAUUACCACAGAAGAAAUGAAAUGACAACAACGGACAAUCUUGAUUUUAAGCAUCAUAACUACAAAGAAAUGAGGCAGCUGAUGAAAGUGGUGAAUGAAAUGUGUCCAAAUAUCACAAGAAUUUACAAUAUUGGGAAAAGUCACCAAGGGCUAAAGCUGUAUGCUGUUGAAAUCUCGGACAACCCAGGAGAACACGAAGUUGGUGAGCCAGAAUUUCGAUACAUGGCUGGAGCUCAUGGGAAUGAGGUACUUGGACGUGAGCUGCUACUUUUGUUAAUGCAAUUUAUGUGCCAGGAAUAUCUGGCUAGGAAUCCACGCAUUGUGCGCCUCAUUGAGGAUACCAGAAUUCAUCUUCUUCCUUCAGUUAAUCCUGAUGGAUAUGAAAAGGCCUAUGAAGCGGGCUCAGAAUUAGGAGGCUGGUCUUUAGGGCGAUGGACCCAGGAUGGUAUUGAUAUCAAUAACAACUUUCCUGACCUAAAUACUCUGCUUUGGGAAGCUGAGGAUCAGAAAAGAGUUCCAAGAAAGGUCCCAAAUCAUCACAUACCAAUUCCAGAAUGGUACCUGUCUGAAAAUGCAACAGUGGCAGUUGAAACACGAGCAGUGAUAGCAUGGAUGGAAAAAAACCCAUUUGUGCUUGGGGGCAACUUGCAAGGAGGAGAACUAGUUGUUGCCUAUCCAUACGAUAUGGUCCGAUCAACAUGGAAAACCCAGGAACAUACUCCUACCCCAGAUGAUCAUGUUUUCAGGUGGCUGGCAUAUUCAUAUGCCUCCACUCACCGCCUAAUGACAGAUGCUAGGCGAAGAGUGUGUCAUACAGAGGACUUCCAGAAGGAAGAUGGCACUGUGAAUGGGGCUUCGUGGCAUACCGUUGCAGGAAGUAUAAAUGACUUUAGUUACCUGCAUACAAACUGCUUUGAACUAUCCAUAUAUGUUGGCUGUGAUAAAUAUCCUCAUGAAAGUGAAUUACCUGAAGAGUGGGAAAAUAACCGGGAAUCCCUGAUUGUUUUCAUGGAGCAGGUACACCGGGGAAUUAAAGGCUUGGUGAGGGAUCUCCAUGGAAGGGGAAUUCCAAAUGCCAUUAUUUCUGUAGAAGGCGUUAAUCACGAUAUCCGCACAGCAAGCGAUGGAGGUUAUUGGCGCCUUCUAAACCCAGGAGAAUAUGUAGUCACUGCAAAAGCAGAAGGCUAUACAGCUUCCACCAAAAACUGUGCUGUGGGGUAUGAUAUGGGUGCAACCCGGUGUGACUUCACAAUCAGCAAAACCAACCUGGCCCGGAUCAAAGAGAUCAUGGAGAAAUUUGGAAAGCAGCCCAUUAGCCUGUCACUCCGACGACGCAGGCAGCGAGCAAGGCAGAGACGCCAGCAGUAUAGACCACUUUCUACAGUGUAACAAAUUAGGCUAUCACGUUCUGCGCCUACACUGAGAUAGUAGGGAAUGUAUAUAUAGGGGAUACUUUCCAUAUCCCCUUUCUAACAAUAUUUUCAUUAGGGAUCUUGUACUGAAGAAUUACUUUGGCAGUCCACAGCUCAAUACUUUAUAUACUCUUCUGAAAAUAUUGGAACAAAUCAAUCUCUAAAUAAGUCCCACAAAGUAGCAAGUGCAUAUGGCACCUGUAUCCUCUGACCCAGAGGAAAACUUUAUAUGCCCAGGUGCUGAGAAGACAAUGUUCCAUACAGGUACAAUAUCAGAUAAUAUACUGCAUUUGAAAUUGCUGAAUUAAAGAUGCUGAGACUUCCAGGAUUAGGUUUGGGGGCUGCAAAUGAGAUUUCAGGAUUUAAUGCUAAAUAUAUGAAUGUAAAACUUUGGGCUUAGGAAGAGGAUUUGGAUUCUGUCCAAGAUACCAGAUGCCUGUUUCAUCCAGCACCUCUUUUGGGGCAAUGGUUUCCAGACAAAUGCAACAGGAAGCAAGAGAGGCGUGAAAAAGUAAAAAGCAACUAAAGUUGGGUCACUUUGUCACAAAAAAUUAAAACACUUAGAUGAAUGGGUUCUCUUGAUUUUUUUUUCAGAUAUCACCUCAGCGUCAGUCUGGAACUGAUUUAAAUAUGUUGUCAUUAGAGCAACAGUUUGGUGGACUUAAAGGUUCAAAGGUCAACAGUGACCAUCACCUCUCGGCCACCACCAAUCAUCACUAUGUCAGCUGUUUAAUGAAUGCAUUGUUCACUGCUAAUGUCUAUUUGUUUAGACCAUUAUCAUUAUGUUUCUAUUAUACAGUUCAAUGUACUUAAUGCUGCCAGAGUCACCAAAUUAGUGCAAAAGCAGAGGUCUUAUGCUGAUGGAAAACGGUCCAUAUGCUGUCAUAUUCUUCAAGGCUCACAGUACUGGGAUUAUCCUCUUCCCAUAAAUGGUAGCAGGGCUAGUUAAAUCAUGAAAGGCACAGUUAUUUAUAGUUAUAUGAUGGUAGGCAAGAGAACUGAUGAAGCACGGAGGCUGUGACUGAACUAUGGGAUCAGGAAGCCCCUGUUUAUCUCACCUCUGCCCCUAAUCAUUAGGUGGUCUUUGGCUCAGUUCCCCCAUUCACAAUAUGAGAAUAAUGAUAUUUACUCAUCUUACAGGAUUCAUAUAAGGAUUACAACAAGACCAUGCCUCUGAAAUACUUUGGACACUGUAAAUGAUGCAUGCAGUAUACGUAUACCAGUAAAUAAACUUACAAUAUCUUUUACGUUUUCAGAAAGGAGGCCAACUUGUGAGGUCUGCUUUGGUCAGUUCUUCAGCUUAAGCCUUGAUGCUAAGAUUUGAACCCCAUUUUGGGGUUGAGUCCUGCUUUGUCAUUCAGUGCCAAUGCCAUUAUUCUUUUCUUACCUCAAAAAAUAAGCCAGUUAUGUUAUACAGACUAUAUGAUAGCAAGACCUUCAUGGGUGGUUUUGAAUACACUAUGCUUACUAAAACCAUUAUGAGUUCUACUUACAGUGGGUUCCUUACAUGCUGUCACCUCAUGAAACAUGUAGGAUAGGGGAAGAUCAAAAAAGUAGCAUUCAAAACUAAAGCAAUAAACAUAUUUCAGGUAGGAUAUAGAUAUGGGAAAUGCCACAUGGUUCUUCUAUAUAGUUUAUUAGCACUUAUUAGCAAAUCAUCCAUAACAAGCAGAAGCCACAAGAUGUUUGAGUAGAUCUUUGCAUUAUAGCAUUUAUAGUCAUAUAUCCAAGUAAGUGCGUAUAAACACGCACAUACAUAGAGCAUCAUGACACUGAUAUACCACAUCCAGCAUGGCAAGUGUACACAUAUUUCAAAUCUGGUGUUCCCUUUGGAUUGAAAGAAAUAGGGAUGAAUGAUUACUCCUUUCAUAGAUUCUUGGUGUAAGGAAAAUGCCUUAUACUAGGUAAGAGUAUUUGCCAAUGAAGCUCAAGAUUCCCUUCACCUGUCUGGAAGUGGAUCUCCAGUUCUUUCACAUGGUCUGUUGUCUGUCACCUGGUCCUUUUAACUAGAGAUGCCAGGGACUGGAAUUUUGCAUGAAAACUGGGUGCUGUGCCACAGUGUUAUGGGCCUACCUACUUUCAAAUGCUUGUCUAGUUAAGCAUUCAUGAUCUCAUAAUUGACAGUACCGUCCUGCUUGGAGAAAUCGGGUUCCCAUCAUUCCUGGAAUCCCUGGAAUCACCAUGUUAUAUACAGCAGAGUUUCUGUCUCUGCUGCAGCCUUUUUGCCUGGAAAGGCCCCCUCCUCUGUUAUCUGCCAAUAGACUUCUCCCUUUGAAAAAUCAUGCUCCCCAUGGAAUGGAAUGCCCCAGUAUCAAACUUUUUUGAUCCACCUGCCAAUCAAAAUGAAGUUCUUAGCUGACUAUGAAUAGAGAGUAGUUCUGUGUAUCAACAUAAAAUACUCCCCCCCAAAUGAACGAUGUCUGUAGCCCUUUUUCAACUUUUCAUAGUUCUGCAUUCCAAUGCAUUUUUCCCACAGUUUUGAGCGGGGCAGAACUUUGAAUAUACUAUGCAAGAGAGUUACCUUCCUUGGCAUGACAUUGAAAGAAUUGAAUGGGAAGACAGACAUGUGAAAAAUACUUACUGGCCUAAAAUCAAGGGCUUAAAUGAAAAACCUUCAGCCACUUCAUGAGUUUAAGCAAGGUUAGUGGCAACCGUCUGCUCGGCAAAUUUAACUCACCCCUACAUUCAGUGGAAAAUGUGUUCCUAUUUUCUCAGGAGGAGAACAUUUUCACAAAACAGUGGGAAUUUCAGCCUAACCUUAAUUACUACUCCCAGCAUACCACAUGACCAGUAUCAUGCUAAAAGGUCCUUAGGUCCAUGCACAUGUUGGCUUCUAGUCAUUCUGCAUUGGAUAGCCAAAUGCAGCAGCCAGGAACACAGAUCACUCAUGUGUAAACACUGCAUAUAUAUGGCCUAAUGCACAGACUUUCA